CUGAUUAAUUGUUCGACUGAAUCGAGGUAUAAUAACGAGGUUUUUUACGCUAUCUCGUGUGAUUCCUACAUGAAAUUUACCGAACUUUAGGCACAGGCUUCUGGUGAACCAACGAAAUUGAACUUCAAACUUCGGUACCACACGUCAUAGAUACGCAAAAUUUCAGCCCGCUGUGAACAGGAUCGAUGACUUUUACGGUCUAAAUCCUACGUCCAUCGUACCGCAUCACAAUUACAUGAGAAACGAUCAUUGUGGGCCCUGCAACAAUCUCAAGACAAUGAAAAAUGAAAUCGAUGAGGGAACUUGUAUGCCCAAAAUAUCUGCGUUUAUCUCUGGUCAAAGUGAUGACAUGGUAAAAAAUAAUCAAAAGAAAAAGAAGUGCCGAAAUAAGGAAUCGCAUCUCCGCAGCUCCCCACCGACACAAUUUGAUCUCAAAGUAGAGCUACUCGAUAUCCUAAAUUGCAUUAUUUUUAUUAUGUGGAGUCCAAUAGUAUUUUUUAUAAGACUUCUCUUGGCAUGUCCAAGGGCGUUAUUGGCUUUGGUACUCCGUGACAUGUUCAAUUUAUUUAAACCAAAAUCAAAAAACAUAAUUAGUCGACGAAAAUCAAACGAGGCAUUAAAGUCUCUAAAAUUGGGAGAGAAAGGAUCGAUGUCAGAUGAACAUAUCCAAAGCAAAGAACUGGAAAAGAAGAAUGUGAAUAACAAUUUUCUUCAUUCUCCAUGGCACCAGGACAUCAGUAGCAUUGAAUUGAGUAGCGAUUGUUUAUCCGAUAAAUGUUCACUAAGAUUUCUUGACUCCAAAUCUUUGGAUUGCAACAAAAAAGUGGUAAAACGAUACCAAGAAUCAAUGAUCUGCAAUGCAGUGACCAAAGUACCAGAUUCCUCGCUGAAAUACUCGUUUCGUACAGCCAGCAGGAUUACUGUUCAGGAUAAUAGAAAACAACGAGGAAAUUCCAGGAAUAAUAUUGAUCGUAGAAGUGGACAAAAACCUUCUAAAAAUGUUGCACCUUCAGCAUCUGACUACACUGCAAAUCAUAAUUAUUUGAUUGCAGAAUUUCAACGAGAGAAAGAAAAUAACAAUUCACCAUUCUUGGCUAUUGAUUUCAAACCGUUAAAAAGUCAAACCAAAGCCAGCGAGUUGAAUCAAGGAGUGGAAUCUUCUUCACAAAUUCAGACAGAAGAAUCUUCUGCGCUAAAAGGCCGGCCAGAUUAUGAAAAAUCGAAAACGGCUGAGAAGGAAAUCUUACCCAAUAAACAGACGGAAGCGAGUGAAUCCCACAAAUCUUAUGCUGGAUGUGGAAAAAAUUACUCACAUACUGAGGAACAUGUUUCAGGUUUAGGAGAUAUAAAUCCGAACAAAGAUAUUGUCAGUCGAAAAGCGUCGUAUAUUGCUGCAAAAUUUACCGAUCCAAUCGAUGCAAAGGCCAAGUGGCUGGAAAUGAAGAAGAAAUUUUAUGGGAAGGAUUAUAAAGCAGAAAAAUUUGAGGAGCCGGUAAAACUGGAGACCCACCCUCUUACGUUGGUGACAUCGAUGACAAAACUUUCGCCUCGAGCGAUAUUCCAGUAUAACAUGCGGAUGGGAAGAGCAAGACAGAUACGUGUCGAGCCACUUUCUACUGAUGAAGAAUUUUCAGAGAAGAGAAUUACCGAUUCUUUGCAUCCGAAUGCACAUCAAGGCGGAACCCCAUUAACGCAGAAGAGCGUUAAUAAUCUAGCAAGAGAUAUGCCACAAUUUUUAGAUAGCAAAGUUCCUAUAUAUCGAAGCUUAAUGCAAACUCAAUCCUUAUCCCAGUGGCCAGCGGACUCUGUUGACCGUAAUGGAUCGAAAAAAAAUUCGUUGGACAGAAAAUACAAGCAAAAACCCCAACCGAAACCACGACUCGAGAGAUUUAAUCGCCAGAAGAUUGCAACCAUGUCUUCCUUGGAUAUUAGAUCCGCAAGCCAGUACGCAAAUCCAAAUGGAUUAUUUGAUUGAUCCUUCUAGCCUUUCAAGUUGAUUUAAUAAUUCAAUCUCAAAUAACACGUCUGAUGAAGCUGAUAAGGAUGAUUCUGAUCUAAGAGGAUCU
Molecule: messenger RNA, 2066 nt
Organism: Athalia rosae (coleseed sawfly)
Lineage: Eukaryota; Metazoa; Arthropoda; Insecta; Hymenoptera; Athaliidae
Exons: 3
Coding region: 236-1975 (579 amino acids)
Source: RefSeq, a predicted model, not a curated record